AAGAUGAUUUGUAAGGAUGUUUUUAAAAGAUAUUCGGCUGAACAAGUGCUCAGACACCCAUGGGUGAUUAAUGGAGGAGAAACAAGAUCAAUGGCUGAUCUAAACUGAACAAGAUUGCUGGUUUUACUCUACGUUGUUCAGACUAUCCAAAACUGUUUCCACACCCGUGUCAGAUUCUCCAAAAUGCACUAUUUUUGUCGUAUUUGACGCCCAUCUGUUGACAUUCUUGAAGAGUCGGAGCAGCAUAGGUUAUACUAACUAUCCUACAAAUACUAGCUGUACAAAUCUUGAUAUAAAAGCUUCUACUGUGUUGUGGAGAAGAAUCUUGUGAAUGAUAAUGAAUCUCCUACUACUAUAUAUUAUGAGGGAAAAAAACAAAAAACGAAAAGAUUUUAAGGCUAUGUAAGAAAAGUCCAUGCUUUCCCCACCUUUAUAUGUUUUUUAUUAUAAAAGGUUGAGGGAGAGAGGGAUUAUUGUAUGUAUUGGUGAUUUAUCCUUUCAAAUUUUGUUGAGUUGAGAAGUUUGCCAUGUAAUAAAGUUUGCUACUAUUAUAUUAUGAAUCUUCUUAGGUUAA
Capsicum annuum is the source of this 574-nucleotide messenger RNA. RefSeq names its product phosphoenolpyruvate carboxylase kinase 1. Gene Ontology annotation, biological process: peptidyl-serine phosphorylation; protein autophosphorylation; intracellular signal transduction. Gene Ontology annotation, molecular function: calcium-dependent protein serine/threonine kinase activity; ATP binding; calcium/calmodulin-dependent protein kinase activity. The record is from RefSeq and is a predicted model, not a curated record. Gene Ontology annotation, cellular component: cytoplasm; nucleus. NCBI's taxonomy places the organism in Eukaryota, Viridiplantae, Streptophyta, Magnoliopsida, Solanales, Solanaceae.